Ambispora leptoticha is the source of this 645-nucleotide messenger RNA. The record is from the annotation of a GenBank genome assembly. NCBI's taxonomy places the organism in Eukaryota, Fungi, Glomeromycota, Glomeromycetes, Archaeosporales, Ambisporaceae.
AUGGCCUCUACUGGAGUUGCCGCUCACAACGUAGAUGGAAAAACACUACACUCUUUACUCAAAAUCCACUUCAACGAUAAUCACUAUGAAACCCUAAUUCACUCUAAUACCGAUAAUGAAUCAAACUUAAAAAAAAUAAAUUAUAUAAUAAUAGAAGAAAUCUCAAUGUUAAAUGGAGAUCUUUUUACUUUUACUAGCAAUAUUUUCUCCACUCUUCACAAUAACAAUCUCAUCUUUGGUGGAAUUCUAACCCUACUAGUAGGCAACUUAGCCCAACUACCAUCUAUCAAACCAAAAUACAUAUUUCAAUCUCUUGUCUGGCUACCUUUUUUUCUUCUCUUUUUAACUCUACCACAAAGACAAUAUGAUGACCAUGACUUUUAUAACAUCCUACAAGAAAUUCAUAUAGGACGCUUAUCCAAUAGAUCUCUCACUAUUCUACAAUCAAAAAUUAAUUUAACUAACGAUCUUACUCAAUUUUACAAUACAACACAUAUCGUAGAUAUCCGCUAUGAAGCUCAAGAUAUAAACUGUCUACUCUGCACUUAUCUUCCUUUAGACCACACUACCUCUAAACCUCUUAUCUCAUUAUCAAAAGACACCUUUGACUUCGAAAUCUUAAACCACAACCACUUCUUUCUCUAA